Coregonus clupeaformis (lake whitefish) is the source of this 2787-nucleotide messenger RNA. It is a transcript of the gene xpot, whose product is annotated as exportin, tRNA (nuclear export receptor for tRNAs). Lineage: Eukaryota; Metazoa; Chordata; Actinopteri; Salmoniformes; Salmonidae. Gene Ontology annotation, cellular component: nuclear matrix; cytoplasm; nuclear pore. Gene Ontology annotation, biological process: tRNA re-export from nucleus. Gene Ontology annotation, molecular function: small GTPase binding; tRNA binding. The record is from RefSeq and is a predicted model, not a curated record.
GAUUGUUAACAAAGGCAUGGACCCCACAGACAAGACCAAGCUGGUUGAAUCCCUCUGCCAGGUCCUGCAGUCUGCCGGCUUCUUCAAUGUGGAGGAGGAGGAGGACGUGGACUUCCUGGCUAAGUUCUCCAGACUGGUUAAUGGGAUGGGCCAAUCUCUGGUGCUGAGCUGGACCAAACUGGCCAAGGGGGCGCCGUGAAAGACGCCACGGAGAGCGCUGCGCGCGCUCGAGGCCAAGGUUCCGCUGCUCCUCCAGCUGUUGGUCCGGGACGACGACAUCUCGGCUAACGUCGUCGGGUUCUGCUACGACUACCUGCACAUACUCAAACAGUUCCCUCUGCUGACAGACCAACAGAAAACUAACGUUGAGGCCAUAAUGUUGGCAGUCAUGAAGAAACUGACUUAUGAUGAGGAGUACAACUUUGAGAAUGAGGGGGAGGAUGAAGCGAUGUUUGUAGAGUACAGGAAACAGUUGAAGAUGUUGUUGGAUCGUCUGGCUCAGGUUUCUCCUGAACUGCUACUGGAAGCUGUGCGCAGGGUUUUCAACAGCACCAUGCAGACGUGGCAGACGGCCCCCUUCAUGGAGGUGGAGGUGGCCGUCCGGCUGCUCUACAUGCUGGGAGAGGCUCUGCCUGCGUCUCACGGAGCUCACUUCUCUGGCGACACGGCCAAGACCUCGGCCCUGCAGGAUAUGAUGAGAACGCUGGUCUCCUCUGGGCUCAGUGGGUACCAACACACCUCUGUGGCGCUGGAGUUCUUUGAGACGGUCGUUCGCUACGACAAGUUCUUCCUCGUGGAACCGCAGCACAUUCCUAACGUCCUGAUGGCCUUUCUGGACCAUCGAGGUCUGAGACACAGCAGUCCUAAGGUCCGCAGCAGAGUGGCUUACCUCUUCUCACGAUUCGUCAAGACACUGCAUAAACACAUGAACUCCUUCGUUGAAGACAUCCUGACCAGGAUACAGGACCUGCUGGAGCUAGCGCCUCCUGAUAACGGUUUCCCGGCGCUGCUGACCAGCGAUGACCAGCUGUUUAUGUUUGAGACGGCGGGGGUGUUGAUUGUCCACGGAGAGAGUCCUGCCGAGAGGAAGCAGGCUCUGAUGAGAUCACUGCUGACCCCGCUGACCGACGCCUUCCGUCUGCUACUAGCCAAACUGGCCUCCGAGGGAGAGGAGGAGAGGCAGGCCGCACUGGCAGACUGUCUCAGUCACGCUGUCGGCUUCGCUAGUCGUACCAGUAAGGCUUUCAGCAACAAGCAGACAGUGAAGCAGUGUGGAUGUUCUGAGGUCUACAGAGACUGCCUGCAGACCUUCCUGCCUGCACUGAGCUGUCCUGUCCAGAGGGGGUCGCUGCGUAGCGCUGUGCGCUCCUUCCUCCACCGCAUGAUCAUCUGUCUAGAAGAAGAGGUCCUCCCCUUCGUCCCGGCUGCAUCAGAACACAUGCUGAAGGACUGCGAGGCCAAGGACCUGCAGGAGUUUAUACCACUCAUCAGCCAGAUCACUGCCAAGUUCAAGGACCAGGUCUCCCCGUUCCUUCAGCAGGUGUUCAUGCCUCUGGUCCUGGCCAUCUUUGAGGUGUUGUGUCGGCCUGCUGAGGACAACGACCAGGCAGCAGCCCUGGAGAAACAGAUGUUACGGAGGAGCUACUUUACCUUCAUACAGACUAUAGCCUCCAGUGGGAUGAACGAAGUCAUGGCCAACCAGGGUGUUGAGAACAUCGAGCGGGUUCUGUUCACCAUCAUCCAGGGAGCAGUAGACUUCCCCGACCCGAUCGCCCAGAAGACAUGCUUCAUCAUCCUUUCCAAGCUGGUGGAACUCUGGGGAGGUAAAGACGGUAUGGUUGGGUUUCCAGACUUCAUCUAUAAACACAUAGUCCCAGCAUGCUUCCUGGCUCCCCUCAAACCAUCCUUUGAUCUCACAGACGCUCAGACCGUCCUGACGUUGUCAGAGUGUGCGCUCACGUUGAAAAUGAUUCAUCUCAAAAGGGGUCCAGAGUUUAUCCAGUACCUCCAACAGCAGUACCUGCCUUCUCUACAGGUGUCACCGGAAAUCACACAGGAACUGUGCCAAGUGCUUCAGCAGCCAGACGUCAAAGUCCUCAAAAACUACAUUAAGGCUUUCUUUCAGCGAGCCAAACUGUAAAUAAGAACCCAAUUGGAAGGAUUGAGAGAGGACACUGGAAACUAAGAGAAGACUGGUAGUGAGAUAGGACCACUCACUACGGACAGACGGACAGAGAGAGCUUAAAGACGGAGAGCUUAGCAUAGGAGCGGCCUUAGCACUUCUGAAGGUGACUGCAUAACCCCGCCCAUCCUGUCCACGUGGGAGGGAACGGAGCCAAGAACACCAGUGGUCAAGGAGGCUUUCACCGGGGUGACCACACCCCCUCCGCUGAUCCAGGCCCAAUCAGGGACGUGCUCUCCGUCUGGGGUGGCACCCUGGUCAGGUGACGAUGUGAUCGCUUGGAUUCUCUGCAAUACAGGAAGUAAACUAGAGUAUAGAGGGAGGGGUUAUGGAACGGGACUUCCGUAUUAGUAUCCAUGAGCAAGUCUGAAGCCUCAUCUUUCCUUUUGCCUACUUUUAAAAAAAUGUUUUGGUAAUGAGCUAACAAUGACCCGAACUUAAGAAUCUAAUGAUUAGGAUUUAUUUAUUAGUUUAAAAAGAACGAGUUUUUUUUUUUUAGGUCUCCAAGAUGUUUUUCAUUUGAGUGGUUGUGUUGGACGUGGAGGUCUGUUUCUCUUUGCCCUGUGAAUGAAUUGAUGGAACAAAUAAAAAAAGGGCCGGCUUGA